AUGCAGUUUAUGCUGGGGUUUUUUUUGCACCUUGGGUUGCUCGGUUACACGAAAGCCCAAGAUGAAUGCAAAGGGGGCUCCUGUCACCCCACCACCGGUGAUCUCCUGGUGGGUCGCAGCGCACAGCUCACGGCUUCUUCUACCUGUGGGCUGGACGGAGCCCAGAAGUACUGCAUUCUCAGCUACCUCGAGGGGGAGCAGAAAUGCUUCAUCUGCGACUCGAGAUUCCCACACGACCCAUACACCCAAUCCCACAGCCACACCAUUGAGAACGUAAUUACAAGUUUUGAACCAGAGAGAGAAAAGAAAUGGUGGCAAUCUGAAAAUGGUCUUGACCAUGUCAGCAUCAGAUUGGACCUAGAGGCAUUAUUUCAGUUCAGCCACCUCAUUCUGACCUUCAAGACUUUUCGGCCUGCUGCGAUGUUAGUUGAACGCUCUGCAGACUAUGGACACACCUGGAAAGUACUCAAAUAUUUUGCAAAAGACUGUGCUGCUUCCUUUCCUAAUAUCACAUCGGGCCAGGCCCAGGGAGUGGGAGACCUUGUUUGUGACUCCAAAUAUUCGGAUAUUGAACCCUCCACUGGUGACGAGGUCGUUUUAAAAGUUCUGGAUCCCAGCUUUGAAAUAGAAAACCCUUACAGCCCCUACAUCCAGGACCUUGUGACAUUAACAAACCUGAGGAUAAACUUCACCAAACUCCCUACCCUGGGGGAUACUUUGCUGGGAAGGAGGGAAAAGGAGUCCCUUGAUAACUACUACUAUGCUCUGUAUACGAUGGUGGUGCGGGGCAGAUGUUUUUGUAACGGCCACGCCAGCGAAUGCGGCCCUGUGCAGAAGGUGCGGGGAGACGCGUUCGGCCCCCCCGGAAUGGUUCACGGUCGCUGCAUCUGUUAGCACCAUACAGACGGCCCGAACUGUGAGAGGUGCAGGGACUUCUUCCACGACGCUCCAUGGAGGCCAGGAGCAGGCCACCAGGACAGCACGUGCAGAGCUUGUCGCUGCAACAGCCACGCUGACCGCUGUCACUUCGACAUAACGGCGUAUGUGCGGAGCGGCGGCCGCAGUGGGGGCGUGUGCGAGGACUGCCGCCACCACACCGAGGGGCAGCACUGUGACCGCUGCAGGCCCCUCUUCUACAGGGACGCGCUCAAGGCCAUGGCCGAUCCUCACGCGUGCAUCCCUUGUGAAUGUGACCCAGACGGGACUUUAUCGGGUGGCAUGUGUGUGAGCCACUCUGAUCCUGCUUUGGGGACUGUGGCCGGCCAGUGCUUGUGCAAGGAGAACGUGGAAGGAGCCAAGUGCGACCAGUGCAAGCCCAACCACCACGGGCUGAGCGCCGCAGACCCCGCGGGCUGUCAGCCCUGUGACUGUAACCCCUGGGGGAGUCUGCCCCUCUCAGCCUGCGAUGUGGAUACGGGGCGAUGUUUGUGCCAGCCAUUCGCCACGGGACCACACUGUGAAGAGUGCACCGCUGGAUACUGGGGACUGGAAGAUCACCUCCAUGGCUGUUCUCCCUGCGACUGUGAUAUUGGAGGUGCUUAUUCCAAUAUGUGCUCACCCAAGGAUGGGCAGUGUGAAUGUCGCCUGCACAUCACGGGCCACCGCUGCACUGAACCAGCCCCUGGCUACUUCUUUGCUCCUUUGAAUUUCUAUCUCUACGAGGCAGAGGAAGCCACCCCACUGCAAGGACUUGCGCCUUUGGGCUCAGUGACUUUUGGCCAGGUGCCUGCCCUUCACGUUGUUUUCCGAGAACCGGUUCCUGGGACCCUUGUUGCGUGGACUGGACCUGGAUUUGCCAGGGUUCUCCCUGGGGCUGGCUUGAGAUUUGCCGUCAACAACAUUUCCUUUCCCAUGAACUUCACCAUUGCCCUUCGCUACGAAAUUCAGCCCGCAGCCGACUGGACUGUCCAGGUCCUGGCUAACCCCCGUGGAGGGAGUGAGCACUGUCCACGCGAGAGUCCAUGGCCACGGCCUCCGUCUUUCCCUUUACCAGCGGCUUCCAGAAUCGUGCUGCUUCCCACACCCAUCUGUUUAGAACCAGAUGUACAAUAUUUCAUAGAUGUCUAUUUUUCCCAGCCUUUGGAAGGAGGGUCCCACGCUUAUUCGCACAUCCUGGUUGAUUCGGAACGAUGCAUAAUAUUUCCUCAAAUGACUUCUUUCAACGCCUUUCCCCCACAAAGCUGGGCCACAGAUAUUCCUUCCAAACCUCUCACUCUGUACAGAACUUCAGGCCCAGGGAGCCAGCAGUGGUUGCCAGGCUGCCAAAGACCCAGUGUCCGUUCAGGCUGGACUAGUGGGAAUGCCAUGCUCGGGUUCAGGCCAGUCACCGUCCCAUGGUCCUCUGUACUGCUUACAGGCCAGUGUCUGUGUAAAUUCGGCUAUGAUGGGAAACACUGCAGAGGAUGCAAGGAAAAUUAUUACGGUGAUCCACUGGGGCGAUGCAUUCCAUGUGACUGCAACAGGGAAGGUGCCCAGAAGCCCCCCUGUGACCAGGACACUGGCAUGUGCCGCUGCCGGGAGGGGGUGAGCGGCCCAAGAUGCGAUCGCUGCGCCCGGGGUCACGGCCAGGAAUUCCCUGCCUGUCUGCGGUGUCACAGCUGCUUUGAUCGCUGGGACCACACGGUGUCUGCCCUCUCCAAAGCCGUGCAAGGGUUAAUGAAGCUGGCUGCUGACACGCAAGAUAAAAGAGGGCCCGUGCUGGUCUGCAAGGCCAACUUCAAAGGCCUCAGAGAGAACAUGUCUGAAAUAGAAAGGAUUCUGAAACAUCCUGUUUUCUCAUCGGGGGAAUUCUUAACCGUCAAGGAUUAUCAGGACUCUGUUUGGGAACAAAUCAUGCAGCUAAGUGUGCAACUGAAAGAAGUGCAUGAGUUUCCAGAUCUGAAAGAAAGGAUAGGAGGAAUGGGGAAUGAAGCAGACCUCUUACGUGAAGAUCUUCAGCGAGAAAUCAAUUUGCGCUUCCGCGCCCGUAAUGCAAGCAUCAUGGAUUACUCAGAGAACAUCAAGAAGCAUUAUCAGAGAUCAUCAUCUGCUGAAAAGAAAAAUAGCAAAACCACUUCUAUCAUAAAAAACUCUGAAAAAAACAGGAAUGACUUACUUACCAUCUUUGAUACCCUAACCUCAAAACAAAACUUGUCAUUGGAAAAAUUAAAGCAAAUUACAGUACCAGAUAUCCAAAUACUGAAUGAAAAGGUGUGUGGAGAACCAGGGGACAUGCCGUGCGUGCUCUUGUCCUGUGAUGGCCUCAGCUGUCGUGGCCCCCUGCCCCUCUCGAGCGAUGCCCUCCAGCAAGCUCAGGAAGCAGAGUUUGUGAUUCAUAAUUUGAGCGACCAGGUUCAGGGUUGGAAGCUCCAGCUCAAAAAUGUAAGUAAACUGGCAGAAGUCUCCAAAAACAAUGCCUUACAGCUAAGUGAGAAACUGAGGAAUAUGAAAAAUCAAAGUGAAUCUGAAGAAGAGAAGAUGAGUCUUUUAAUCAAAAAGCUGAAAAUGUUUUUGUCAGAGGAAAACGUGCCUCCAGAGGACAUAGAGAAGGUUGCAAAUCAUGUACUUGACAUCCACCUACCAAUGACAUCACCAAAUUUAACCCAUGAACUUGACAAAAUACGGAAGCUGAUGCAGCUCUAUGAGGACUAUGGAACAGGUGAGGACAGGCUACGUAAAGCAGCAGAGGAAGCCCAAAAGGUUUUGGUGAAGGCAAAAGAUGCUGAAAAAGCAGCAAAUGUUCUAUUAAAUCUUGACAAAACGCUGAAUAAAUUGCAACGAGUUCAAGUCACCCAAGGACGGGUAAAUUCUACCAUCACACAGCUGACGGCAGAGAUAACAAAAAUUAAAAAGAAUGUACUGCAGGCUGAAAAUGAAGCCAAGGACACUAAGAAUGAGCUGGACUUAGCAAAGCAGCGGUCAGUGCUGGAGGACGGGCUUUCCCGGUUGCAGACCAAGUUGCAAAGGAAUCGAGAGCAAGCCACCCGUGUGACAGCUCAGGCCACAUUGGCCCAACGCCAGGCUGGGGGCCUUGAGCAGGCGUUUGCAGAGCUGAAAAACCAAUAUGCUGUUCUUCAACAUAAGACCAGCGGUACAGGACCGACAAAGGUGACAUUAGAAAAAGUGGAGCAGCUAAAAGAUGUGGCAGAAAAACUGGCCAUAGAUACAGAGGACAAGAUAAGAAGAAUAGCAGAUUUAGAAAAGAAGAUACAAGAUCUGAAUCUGAGUAGACAAGAAAAAGCUGACCAACUGAAACAAUUGGAAGAUCAAGUUGUUGCCAUUAAAAGCGAGAUUGAUGAGCAAGAAAAUAAAUCUGCUACUUGCUAUACUUAGGCAGAGGUAAAGUGCAAAGUCACCCAUGCCUUCUUUUCUGACGAGGAAGCCUGAGGAGCUGUGCUGAACUCGGGAAACAGAAAUGGUCAGCCCCACCUCCUCCACCUCCAGAGCUCACUCCUAGCCAAAGAUCUGAGCUGGGCCAAGGAAAUGCUGUUCCACGUGGAAUAGAAAGGGGGAAGUAGAGACAUCGUCUCUCGCUUCAGAAACCUUUCCUCUUGCCUUCCUUUCCCUUUCCCAUAAAAAAAAAGCGUUACAUAUGAUAAGUACAAAAUAAAUAGUAUUCUGUUUACUAAUCAUCACUUCAAUCAAGUGAACCUAAGUGUGAAAUCAGUUGCCAGUGCGGGGGGGAGGGGGGCGGGUUGCAGGGCGGAAAUGUAUUACUAAUUGAUGGGCAUAAAGUUCUGGUGAAGCGAAAUGAAUAAAUUCUAGAGUUCUGCUAUAGAUUGUAUGUAAGUCAACAAGUGUGUUCAGAAAGUAGAUCUCAUCUUAAAUGUUCUUAUCACAAUAAAACAAAAUAAAAAUAAAUUUAAAGA
Messenger RNA from Leptonychotes weddellii (Weddell seal), 4847 nucleotides. The record is from RefSeq and is a predicted model, not a curated record. NCBI's taxonomy places the organism in Eukaryota, Metazoa, Chordata, Mammalia, Carnivora, Phocidae.